Chironomus riparius is the source of this 1031-nucleotide messenger RNA. Lineage: Eukaryota; Metazoa; Arthropoda; Insecta; Diptera; Chironomidae. The record is from the annotation of a GenBank genome assembly.
AAACAAUAAUAACAAUACCGAAAGUUUAUAGUUUGUGCUGCAUCAAAUGAAUCUUUUAAUUACAUUACCUGUUGUAGCUGCUGGAGUGAUCUAUCUUAUAAGGAAACAACGAGAAUAUUCAUGGGGUUGGGCGAACAAUAAGUCAAGUUUGAAAGGAAAAGUCUUCAUUAUUACUGGCGCUAAUUCUGGAUUAGGAUAUCAGACAGCUAGAGCCUUAGCUAAACGUAAAGCUACUGUUGUAUUUGCAUGCAGAGAUUUAAUUAAAGCAAAUGAAGCAAUCCAAUGUAUUAAAGAGGAAGUUAAAGAUGCAAAUUUAACCGCAUUGCCACUGGAUCUUGAAAUCUUUGAUUCUAUCAAGUCAUUCUGUCAUGAUGUUAAUCGAGAAUUCCCUGAAUUCGAUUGUAUAAUUAAUAAUGCUGGGCUGUCUAUGAAGGAACCAUUUGUUACUAGCGAGGAUGUUGAGGUUCAUACAUUAGCAAAUCAUUUAGGACAUUUCUUGAUGAUCAACUUGUUACUGGAUCUUAUCAAGAAGAAUAAUGCAAGAAUUGUAAUCGUUUCGUCGAAAUUACAUGAAAAAGGAACAAUCAAUUUUGAGACUUUCGGGAAAUUAGUUGAACCUUACACUACAAAGCAGCUUUAUGCAAAUAGCAAGUUGAUGAACUUUUACUUUGCUAAGGAAUUGUACAAGAAAGGAAUUGAUGUUCAUGUUUGCUGUCCUGGAUUGUGCUACACAGAACUGUUUCGUGAUUACACCAUCAAGUUUUAUCAUUGGAUUGUGUUUUCACCAGUCAUUUUACUCUAUUUGCGAUCAGCUGAACAAGGAGCUCAGAAUAUAAUUCACUGUGCAACAGAUGAUGAGAAUGAUACAGAAAAGAAUCCAAGCAACUCGUAUAUUGUGAUGAAUUGUCGACAAACGAAGUCAAAGAUCAAUUUGUCUGAUGAUGUGUCAGAGAAGUUAUGGAUAGAAAGCAAGAAAUUAAGCAAAAUUGAGUAAAUUGAGGCAUGCAUUAUCACGUUAUCUUGAAAAGACG